This is a messenger RNA of Prorocentrum cordatum, 5412 nucleotides long. The record is from the annotation of a GenBank genome assembly. NCBI's taxonomy places the organism in Eukaryota, Dinophyceae, Prorocentrales, Prorocentraceae.
AUGAGGGAGGAACAUCGCGGCGACAAGGUGCCAGGCUGGGAUGGAGAUCCGAAGACCUGGCGGACGUAUCGACGGAAGGCCCUCCGGUACCAGGAGGGCACGAAGAGACAAGACAGGUACCUGUGUGGCCCGAGGCUCGAGGCGAGGCUCACGGGCAGAGCUGAGGCGCGCCCGGCGUUCCUGAUCAAGACCAGGCGCAGGAAGCUCGAGCCCAUGCAGCAGUGGACGGACAGAUUCGAGACCGGGUACCAGUACCUUCGACGCGCGCUGGCGCGUGCACUCGGCCACCCGACUCCGAGCCCCCCCUCGACGUCGAGCUGGAACCCCAGACACUGGAGAUGGGUCGAGGUUGCGAAUGAAGAGGACGACAAGGGGUCGAGCUGGACAUGGGAGUAUACCGACGGCCGAGGAGAAGACGAGACAGGGUCGCGCACCUGGAGUGCCACCAACGACGAUGACGCUGAGGAGGAGUUGGACGAUAUGCCAGAGGUCUUCCCGAGCAUCGUGCGUGGUUGGCUGAUGCUCGCGCGUGCGGGCCUGGACUCCAGGGAGAGGUCGGCCAUCAUGACUGCCACCGGUGGCUCGCUGGAGGCCAGCACGAUCCGUGACAAGCUGAUCUCGACCUGGGAGGACGACGACCUGGCAGAGCGAGAUGGCCACGCCCGAUACCCGAAGGCAUACACGGCGCAGAUGGGAGAGCACGAGGAGUUCGAUGAGGAACAUGACAUGGCCGAGGCCAAUGACGAGGAGAUCGAGUCGUACAUGGCCGCCCAGCAGGAGGAGGCCGAGGCGUUGGCUGCAAUUCACACGGCCCAGCGAACCCUUCGCCAGGCUCGCGAAGCGCAGGCUGACAGCCGACUGAGCCGUGGCUUCUACCGCGGCGGCCGGCCAGGGAGGCAAGCGAAAGGACAGAAGAAGUGUCCGAGGUGUGGAAGUGGUCAUUGGCUCCAGGAUUGCCCUGACCGCCACGAUCCCCGCCUCGGCCCCAAGGUGAACAGCGCGCCCGAGGCAAGCGCGAAGAUGGCCACCCGCACGAAGGAGCUGAAGUUCAACCUAGUGGCCGCCAUGGUGGCCGAGCAGGAGUCUGGGGACUCACCGAGCGAGGCGAUGUUCGCUGAACAGGCCAUCUUGGAGGGCACGGGGAUCGUCGACUUAGGCUGCACAGACACCAUGGGUGGUGAACCUGCGCUCGACAACGUGGUCCGCAAGACCGUUGAGAAGUAUGGCGACACGAGGCUCUGUGACGUGAACCUCAGCUACCAGCCGGUGUACAGCUUCGGGAACGGAGAGAAGGAGCGCGCCUACGGACAGGUGAAGUUCGGGAUCACGGGCGCGGGCAACGAGGGGGACAUCGCGAUCAACGGGUUCGCGAAGGACGUCCCGAUACUCGUGUCGAAGAAGGUGCUCAAGAAGCUGGGGGCUGUCAUUGACUGCGACACGGGGGUCGCAGUGUUCGUGAAGCUAGACCCCGUCAGGCUGCAGAACUUCAAGAAGAUCAGCCAGCACGUCUCUGAGUGGGGCAGGCCGGGUACGGCCGCAGCAGUGGGGCAGGUGCAGUUCGGAAACGACCAGUCCGAGGGAGAUGGUGCCAGCCCGAGAUGGGGAAUGCCAGCUUCUGGCAGAGAGGUGCAUCAUCUCCACAAGGCGGAGGCGGUGCAGCUGAUCAGAGAGCUGGGUUUGCCCUUCAGCCCGGCCUGGUCGAUGGACAAGCUGAGACACACCAUCAAGGAGACCCUCUUCCCGAAGGCCGAGAGCGCCUCUCAGAAGACGCUGAAGGGGAUCAGCACCAUGAAGAAGCAGGAGCUGGUCCAGAAGGCAGAGGAGGUCGGAGCCCACCUCACGCCGAAUAUGACGAACGCAGCGAUAAAGCUAGAGAUCCGCAAGGCCGUGCUGAUGAAGACGAAGCCCGAGCCGACGGACUUCCUGGGUUUCGGCAAGCACGGGGCCCUGACGUACCAGCAGGUCCGGAUCCAGUACCCGUCCUACGCCGAGUGGGCCCAGAAGGAGGCCAGCACCGAGAGCAGCUGGGAGCUCACCCUGUUUGUCUCGUGGCUCAACGAGAUGAAGGUAGUCCAGGAGAUGACCAUGGGCCCGGUGGAAGCUCCAGUGGAGCCUACCAGGGCACGCUGGAGCGCCUCUCGAGGCGCCGAGGGCCCCGAGUUCCGCGGACAAUGUUAUCGCAGUGGAGCACAGUCAGAGUGGUCCGGCCGGGGUCUGAACCAUGUCAAGGAGCUCGACCCGAGGAAGCAGCGGUGGCUCGCAGAGUGCAUCAGGGAGAGCAACAGCACCGAGGACUUCGAGGCGCUGAUGGCACAUGGGGGGGUCAAGCUCAUGGAGCUGGCCUGUAGUCCCGCAUCCAUCCCGAGUACGAAGAUGGCCGAGAAGUUUGGCGAGGAGGCAGUGCAGCGGGUCAGCUCGUGGAACGGCCACAAGCUCGGGACGGCCCAGGGUAACCAGAAGGCACGGGAGACCGGGGACAAGGCCGAGCCCGACAACCUCACGAUCAGCACUCGGUGCGGUCCCCUGUCCACGCUGACCCUCGGUUUCAACGCCUCCAACCCGGCCAGGGCAGAGGCGACCAGGAAACGACGGCUCCAAGCGAUCAAAGAGUACAAGGGCGCGGUGCAACUGGUGUACGACCAGGUGGCCCAGGGCAGGCACGCCCACUGGGAGUGGCCCAUCAAGUGCGAGUGGUGGGGCCAUGCCAUGAUUCGCCAGAUGAUCGAGGACAGCUCAAUGACCGUGGUGAAGGUGGCCGGGUGCCAGCUCGGGGUCAAGAAUGAGAAGGGAGAGCCCCUCUUGAAGGAGUGGUUCGUCGCUACGACCUCACCGAAGAUGGCGGCUCGGAUGGCCACAGAGUGCCCAGGAGGUCACCGGCAUGGUGAGCUCAUGGGCGGGGGCCCCACGGCCUCGACAAGCUGCUACACGGACGAGUUCGCCCGGAGGGCCGUGCGGGCCAUGAUCGAGGAGGCCGUGCGGGACCACCACGAGUUCUUGAGGAGCACGUCUACGGAGAAUGAGACCAACGGGCACGCCUUCGCGGGGCCACAGGAGUCGACCUCACCCGCCGAGGGCCCUGGCUCCAAGGAGUGCCAGAAGAGCAUGCAGUGGCUCACGCCUGUGCACCGAGGGUCCGGCCACAGCUCCAAGGCGUCCAUGCGAAAUGCGCUGAAGAGGAAGGGGGUGAGCCCCAUGGUGAUGAGAGUGGCCAAGGACUUCCACUGCGAGGCGUGCGAGGAGGCGAACAACCACCGCCCGACGCUCCCUCCCGUCAGCCUCGAGGCCAUACCCCCGAAGUGGAAGCAGAUCCAGGCGGACCAGUUCGAGUGGGAGCACCCCCGGACGAAGCUCAAGGCCAAGUUUUCGCUGAUCAUUGACGAGAACGGCAAGGUCCGGGUCACUAAGCUGUUAUACCACAUGGUGGGUCAGGACCGCCGCAGGAAUCCCGUCUGGGCAGACCUCAAGAGCUUCUACGAAGUGGACCCCGAGGGCUCCUGGAUGUCCAAGCAGGCCGCCCAGUAUUUUGACUCGGACUCCAUCGGGUACGAGCCGAUCCCCGGCCAGGCUCACUGGCACAUUUCUCUCGCUGAAGAGGCGAUCCAGGCAACCAAGGGGACGAUGGACAAGCUCGUGAUGGAGAACCCGGACAUGUCCACCGAAGAGGCCGUGGCCCGCGCCACGGCAGCCGGGAACUCUCGGGAGGACGUGCGAGGCCAUUCCCCCUUGCAGCACGCGCUGGGAAGGGCCCCUGACCUGGACGGCCAUUUCUUCGAGAGUGACUUCGACGAGCUGCCCUACGUUGAGGCCCAGCGGGUCGACAAGGAGUACGGCGAGAAUUACAUGAGGAUGUACGCGGCCGAGCAGGAGUACCUGAGGCAGGUGUACCUGCGUCGCCUGAGUCGGGCAGAGAAUGCCAAGAACCAGUCGCUCAAGGCCGUGGCGCCUGGCAUGUGGGUGCGCUAUUUCCGCAAGGAGAAAGGCGAGGUCAAGGGCCGAUUCAAAGGGCUCGCGCGGGUGCUCGCGGCGGAGACGAGCUGGCCCGUAGACGGUGACCUUGGAGCAAACCCGACACUGCAUCCAGGUCGUGCCGGACCUGUGGUCUGGUUGGUCCGGGCAGGACGCAUCAUCAAGGCUGAGCUCAUGGCGGGCAAGAACACGCCCUGGACCGUGAACACAUUUAUGAAUCAGGCGAUGCGGCAGGAGUACCUGGACUUCUCGGGGUUGCCUGAGCCAGCACCUCCGGUGAAGAAGGCACGCCACGAGGAGCCGCCGAAUGAGGCCAAGUCCGAGCGCAACCAGAUCCCUGUGCGCAGGGCGAUUCGGAAGAAGGCCGCACCGCCAGGAGGAGUGGCCAGCAUCGUGAAGGCAGCCCGGGCCGCGCAGGCAGAGGACAUCCUGAUGGAAAGGGCUGCCCUCAUGGCCAAGGCAUCCCUGGAUGCCCGAUCCUUCUGGGCACGGCAGGGGACACCCCUGGAGGUCUCGGUCGAGCUGCCCCUGGCAGGAAAGCCCCUGAAGCAGGAGGUGAAGAAGUUCAGCGUCGCCAAGGCCACCGAGGUGAACAACUACGUGAUAUCCUCCGUGCUGGAAUCCUUGCCGCCCGGGGUCACCCCGCCACCAGAGGAUGCAAUGCGCAUGCGGUGGAUCCUGGAGUGGACGAUGGACGAGACCACGAGCGAAAAGAAACCCAAGGCCCGGAUCGUGGUCUUGGGUUACAUGGACCCUCAGUACGAGCACCGGCCGGCGACCGCUCCAACCAUGACCAGGACCUCCCGGCACCUGGUACUGCAGGCUAUGGCGUGGCUCGGGUUCAAGGGGUAUAAAGCUGACGUGACAGGAGCGUUUACCCAGAACCGGGAGAUCAAGCACGACCUGUUCGUGAUGCCCGUGAAGGAGCUGGCCGUCGCCCUGGGGAUGCCCGAAGGGGUUGCGAUGAGGCUGCGAAAGGCAGUCUAUGUGCUCGUGGAGGCGGCAAUCGAGUGGUUCAUGACGGUGAGCGAGGCCCUGGAGAAGUUCGGCUGGACGCAGAUGAAGAUGGACCCAUGCGCUUGGGUGCUCUACGGUCAAUCCCACGGCCAGGACACCAGCUUCACUAAGGAGGCCCUGGGUCAGUUUACCGGAUCCGAGGUGAUGGGCGAGCUGAUCGCGGCGAAGGGUGACCUGGACAUUGUGGCUAUCGCGGGGUCCCACGUGGAUGACUUCCUGCUCGGAGGGAAGGAGACGGACCCCAGGUGGAUCGAAGCCCGGAAGAAGAUCGAAGAGCGAUUCAAGUGGAAGGCAUGGGAAACCGACGAGUUCAUGCAUACUGGUGCCCGGAUCAGGCAGCUGCCAGAUAUGAGCUUCAAGAUGGACCAGAGUGAGUAUGUCAAGACCAUCGAGAAGGCAGUCGUGAGCCCGGAGCGCAAGAAGAACAAA